Messenger RNA from Annulohypoxylon truncatum, 2095 nucleotides. RefSeq lists its product as uncharacterized. The transcript has a single exon. The coding region runs from base 238 to 1818 and encodes 526 amino acids. Lineage: Eukaryota; Fungi; Ascomycota; Sordariomycetes; Xylariales; Hypoxylaceae. The record is from RefSeq and is a predicted model, not a curated record.
UAAUCGAUAGUGGGGACUAGAGCUUAGGUUAUCCAUCUCUCCACCACUAAGGUGCACCUAGGGUAGGAACCAUGGUAACUUCGAAUUCAAUUAAAGUCGCGUGCACGGGACCAAAUACAAUCAAAUACUACAACCAAAUAAGAAACAAAGACCCCUAAUCCUAACCGAAACACCAAACACCCGACAUCUUAUACUCACCUAAAUAAAAGAAACUUUUUUGUUUUAUAGGUCCUUAUUAUGUCAUCCUCAACCGGCUUAGGCCGCACACGGUCAAUUCGUAAACCGACAGUUGGCAAAGACGAUGUCAGCAAAAGGGACGGUCCCUCGGUACGGAGCGAGGCUAGGGGACAUUCGCCUAGCCGACUACCGGUGAAGCCCGCGAUGACCACACGGUCGGCUGCAGCGAGCGCGGCAGCUUCCUCAUCUACCGCCGCCUCGCGAAUUAGAGCAACGAGCUCGACUAUAAGUAGAAGCGUAUCCAAUUCUCACACCAGGACUUCAUCCACAAGAACAGAUAGCAGCGGAAACACUGCGACGAAACCCGUGGGCAGAGCAGCCUCUACUCGUGAUCGUGACAGGCCGCCAAUUACUUCGACGAACCGCACCGCGACCGGUCGACCGCGAUCCUCUGGCGGGCCACCCGCAACGGCGGUCGCUACCCGACCGGGACCGGGCCACACACGAGCGAAAUCCAACGUAACGAGCCUGACGCCGGCCACGACACUUCGCCCGGUAUCUCAAGUAUCUCAAGGGACCGUCACGACGACCUCAUCCGGCGGCCGGACGAGUCCGCCCGCAAGCACGAUCACAACGAGUUCCAAAAUCCAGACGCGCUCGCAAACCCGGCCACGCCAAACAUCCCAAUCUCACUCCGCCACGACAACCAGCACCCAGGCCCCAUCCCACGCACCCACCACCGGUCUCGCCAGCCGCCCCGCCUUCAACACCCAUCAGCAGCACUACAGCCCCGCCAAAUCGCUCGCCCCGAAACCCCUAACCUCGACCUUCCUCGCGCCCCCCUCUCCGUCCAAGCUCCCCGCGAACGUCGCCAUAUCCGCCGAGACGAGCCGCCUGCAGACGGAGCUCCUGCAGCUCUCGCUCCUGCACCGCGACGCCGCCGCCGUCGACGGCGAGUGGCACGCCAGCGCGCGCCAAAAGCUCGGCGACAGGUUCGCGCGGCUCGCCAAGGACAACGACGCCCUGCUCGGCCUCGAGCGGCGGGGCGUAGAGGCGCGGAACGUGGCCGCGCUCGCGAAAUGGGGGAAUCCCGGCACCAGAAACGGGCUGGGACUAGAGGAGAAGAUACAGAUCCUGGACGAGGUCCUGAACGGGGUGUGGCAGCUCGGGGAGCCGGGCGGGCGGUAUGCGCGGGUGGUUGCCGGUUUCGAAGUUUGGGCCGAGCGCAUGGCGGCCAUUGUUACCGCGCAGCGGAGCGACAACGUCGAUGUCCUGGUCGAGGGCGACGAGGUGCUGUUCCUGGGCGAGCUAGAUGCGGGUUGGAAGCACGAUUGUGUCAGUCUUCAGCGCAAGCUCGAGGGGUGGCGUGUUGCGCUACGAGAUUUAGGUGAUAUCGACGAUUCUCCCCCGGACACCGGCUCGGAGCUAGAGUCGCGUUCUAGCUUACUUCGCAUGGUAGACGGGUGUCGGGCUCUCGUCCACGAUAUGCUGUCCGAAUUAGCGGUGAUGGCGCAAAUCGAGCAGGACGCGGCGCGGGCGGAGGACGAGUGGAUAGAGCGCACGAAUAGGGCGAUAGAAGACGAGGACGAUGAUACGCCUGCGGCGCGGGCGUACGUGCCGUUGUGGAAGCUGGCUACGUGAUUUACUAUCGUCACCUUACCUGCUUCCCCACGUCUAUUAUACCUACCUACCUACCUUUUCUAUCUGUGUACCUUAGGUGUAUACUGUGUACUAUAAGUCAAAUUGAUGGCAUAAUGGGAAACGAGAGGAUACGAUACGAAACCGGAACGGCGUUCAGAGCGAUACGUUACAUGCGUACUAAUGAUUAAGUAAUGAUAAUAAGAUAAGAGUGAACUAAUCGUAAUGCGUAUGAUGGCGAUGCGAUUGGUUGGUUUCUAUAUAUCUAUCCGUGUGACGA